Messenger RNA from Symbiodinium natans, 1608 nucleotides. The record is from the annotation of a GenBank genome assembly. Lineage: Eukaryota; Dinophyceae; Suessiales; Symbiodiniaceae.
AUGGCGGAGAACGAUGCGUUCUGCGCGGCCCAGGUGAAUGAUGAAGUCCCUUCAGAAGCCCGGAGGCAAGCUGCUGCACCAACCAGCGACCUGGGUAAGGCAGCAGGACCCGUUGAGCCCGGCUGCCGUAUUAUGUCUGCAGCCGCUGCGGUCGCCUACCAGGUCGACGAGGACCAGGACACCUCACCUGACUCCGAGAGGCACUGCCAGGCGGCUUUGGUCAAGCAUGCCCUCAGUGAGGCACAGAGAACCAGCCGCCGACUACGGCGGCGAGUGCGAAUCCCUGCCUUGAUCAUCGGAUUCCUGCUGAUGGGAUUUUCCAUCUGGCCAGUGGGCUUGUCAUGGUCGGCUCAAGCGGCCAUGCUCGUCUUCGUGCGGGACCUGCUGCGCUUGCUGGGUCGCAUGUCAUGGCUCUGCGCCUGCUUGCCCUCCGAUCGCUGGGCGCCUAAGCUGGGGACGAUCUUCCUCCUCGUCAUGGGCAUCAGGUGCUUUGUCUGGCAUUUUCGGAGUUCCUACCUGUACACACAGCAGCUCAGCGACCACUUGGACCAGGGGCGUCCUUGUGAAAUCGACGACGAGGAAGCUGACUGCUGGCUCGGAGCCUACAUGAUCUUCGGCAAGGCCUUGAUGUUCACCGUCAUGCACUGCUGGCAGAUUCCCUACCUCAUCUACGGCCUCGUGUUGCCUUCGCGAGCCUGCCUAGGGCGGUUGUGGGUGGGCCUGGCACUCGUUCAGCUGAUCAAGGGCAUCUCCGACUUUCUCGUUCUGCUGCCUUCCCAGGCGGUCCGUGGUUACCUGGGGAGCGCCGUCCCCUCGGACGUGGUGCUCUACACGACAUUGCAUGGACUCUGCAGCCUUGUAAGUGGCAUCCUCCUCUUGCAGCCGAGCUUCCGCCGGUGGGUCUACUUUCGCCUGCUCUGGGCCGGCGGGGUCUACAUGGCCGCCUCGAGUGUGGCGGCCUUCCUAGGGAACCAGACCAGUCGGAAGGUCAUGGAGCUGGCGCAGGACACGUGUCGUUUCAUCGCGCUCGACAGGGUCACGGAGAAGGACAUGAUGAGCUCUACCCCAGAUCCGGCUCUCAAGAGGCUGUCGACGCCCUGCCAGUUGCAAGACAUCGACGCCUUCCUCAGCCACAGCUGGCAGGAUGCCUGCGGUCGGAAGUGGGAGGCGCUGCAGGCCUGGCGCAGGAAGUUCAAGGCCCAGCAUCUGCGCGAGCCUCGCUUGUGGAUAGACAAGUACUGCAUCGACCAGCAGAACAUCGAUGACAGUCUCAUGUGCCUACCAGUCUUCUUGGCAAGUUGCCAUACAUUGCUGAUCAUCGCUGGCGAGACCUACUUUGACCGCUUGUGGUGCAUGGAAGAGGUCUUUGUUUAUCUGCAGAUGGAGCGAAGUGUCACUUCAAUCGAGCUCUUGCCCAUUUGUCACGGCUUGGAGAGUCACAUCACCUCGUUCGACGCGGAGAACGCCCAGUGCCACGACGACCGAGAUCGGCAGAAGCUCUUGGCGACUAUCGAGGCUGGUUGUGGUGACUUCGAGGCCUUCAACAUUCAGGUGCAAACGGCUCUCUUGCAGGCUUUAAAGGCCUCCCGCUGGGCACUGCCGGAAUAA